CGCGAUAACACCACACAACAAACACUAUCUUCUCUGCCGAAAUCGAUCGAACCCAGCAACCCCAAAUCGACUCUCAGUCGUCUUCUCCAAGCACCGCCAUCUCUCUCUCUCUCUCUCUCUCUCUCUCUCUCUCUCACUCUCACUCUCAGCCGUCCUCUCUCUCACUCGUAAUCUCCAACCCUAGCUCCAAAUUGAACCUUCUCUCACUCAUAAGGGAAACGCAACAUCGCAAACUGUCAACUCAUCCUUCAACCGUGACAUCCCGAAUCAAUCUAUUCAACUCUCAAAUACAUCUCCGUUCUUGACCGAUGGAUUGUGAAGGGCAAAAGCUUGCAGAGCAGUUGAUGCAGAUAAUGCUUCUUUCAUUUGCUGUGAUUGCAAUUGGAGCUGGAUAUAUCACGGCUUCUUUCCAAACAAUGAUCCUCACAUACGCUGGCGGUGUGGUUCUCACCACAUUAGUCACUCUUCCCAACUGGCCCUUCUUCAACCACCAUCCUCUUAAGUGGUUGGACCCGAGCGAGGCAGAAAAGCAUCCAAAGCCACAACCAUCUGUGAAUGUAACUGCAAAGAAGAAGUUUACAAGCAUCUAAAAAAAAAGGGAAGUUCGGCUGGAACCUUAAAUCAUACAUGUCGUAUUAGUCGUGAAGGUAGGCUCACUUUGAAGCAUAUAUUUGAAAAUUUCUUCAGUCAUGAACUUGUCUUAUCUCAAUUAUCUUAGUGGAUAGAUCAAAUGUAAGAUAACUUGGCAGAUGCAAUGAUGUUUUCACUGAGACCUGAGUGUCCGCUCUACGUUGGUAAGUUCUUGUCAUCUACUUUGUAAAAUUCCUUCUCACUCUGGUUUUGAUCACAUCUAAAAUUCAGGAUUCAGCUAGAUCUUUUCGAUUCAUGACCCAAUUGAUGAUUGAAAAUGGUCCAGCAAGACAGAGGAAAAUAUAUAGAGUCCUUGUAUGUAGAAUGUCCAAUUUCAUUUAUAGUGUUGUUUGGAACAAUAAUUUCACCAACUUAGUUCUGACUAAUUUCACUAAUUUGUUUCUUUGCACCUUAGAUUCGUGUUUGAAAUAUGUGUUGGCCAUCCUUU
This is a messenger RNA of Trifolium pratense (red clover), 1078 nucleotides long. RefSeq names its product probable signal peptidase complex subunit 1. The record is from RefSeq and is a predicted model, not a curated record. The coding region runs from base 309 to 590 and encodes 93 amino acids. Lineage: Eukaryota; Viridiplantae; Streptophyta; Magnoliopsida; Fabales; Fabaceae. The transcript has 3 exons. Gene Ontology annotation, biological process: protein targeting to ER. Gene Ontology annotation, cellular component: signal peptidase complex; endoplasmic reticulum membrane.